AUGGCUUUUAUCACCUACAUUUUACUGGCUGGAAUGGCUUUAGGAAUCCAGAAACGGUUCAGUCCAGAGGUUCUGGGUUUGUGUGCAAGCACGGCUCUGGUUUGGAUCAUCAUUGAAGUUCUUGUCAUGUUGUUCAGUCUUUACUUGCUCACAGUUCACACAGACCUCUCAAUGUUUGACCUUGUUGCUUACAGUGGAUACAAAUAUGUGGGGAUGAUUUUCACUGUGUUGUGUGGACUGCUCUUUGGCAGUGAUGGUUACUUCGUUGCUCUUGCUUGGUCUUCUUGUGCCCUCAUGUUUUUUAUUGUUCGUUCUCUAAAAAUGAAGAUCCUGUCUUCGUUCUCAGCAGACUCCAUGGGUGCAGGAGCGAGUGCCAAGCCCCAAUUUCGCUUGUACAUAACCCUGGCAUCAGCUGCCUUUCAGCCAAUCAUCAUUUACUGGCUCACUGCUCAUUUGGUCAGAUGACCUACAGUAUUUAAACUAUGAAGGAACUUUCAAAUGACAAUGCUGGACUGGGAUGGUUUCAUUUUUUAGCAUUGUUACAGAAAAGUGGCUUACCUUGAUUGUGUUUUUAUCCACAACGGAUUUAUGUGGUCUGAUCUUCAACAUUGGCUCCGUCAGCAAUGGCAUCUGCAGAUCAGUUGUUGAAAAUAUAAUUUAACAUUUUUACAGGAUUGUGUUUUUCUGUUGUUGAAAAUGGGAAAAUAACAGUUUGACUGCUCUUGUGUCUUCGCCAUGCUGCUUUAGUGUCACAAAAUCCAGACUUCAUUUUAAGAGGCAUGCUGAUUUAUCUGCACUGUGUUGUGAUUCUUGUGUGAUGUGCAAUUGGUGAACACAUGAUCAACUCAAGUGUCCUUCUUUCUUCUGUGCAUGAACAGCUGUUUUCUUUAUAGCGAAAUAAAUCCCAUAAAUUAGACUUUUAAGGUGUGUAGAAUUGUUUUCAUCUUGUCAAUUAAAGUAUCUGAUAUGUUAUAGCCUACAAACAAUACGACGUGUGAUGUGACGUUUGAGUUUAGCUGCUGUAAACACGGGCAAAACCCUGCAUGCGUGUACAAAAGAUAAACAUAAGAUGCUUUUCCACAAAAUAAAAUUUCAUCCAGCCCUC
This is a messenger RNA of Sinocyclocheilus grahami, 1105 nucleotides long. RefSeq names its product protein YIF1A-like. Gene Ontology annotation, cellular component: endoplasmic reticulum-Golgi intermediate compartment; Golgi membrane; COPII-coated ER to Golgi transport vesicle. NCBI's taxonomy places the organism in Eukaryota, Metazoa, Chordata, Actinopteri, Cypriniformes, Cyprinidae. The transcript has 4 exons. Gene Ontology annotation, biological process: endoplasmic reticulum to Golgi vesicle-mediated transport. The coding region runs from base 1 to 465 and encodes 154 amino acids. The record is from RefSeq and is a predicted model, not a curated record.